AUUUCUUCUCCUCAGAUGUUCACCUCUAUCAUCUUUGCUGCGGUGGGGGUUCUGGGGGCCGGCUACUCCUUCAUUGUGUCUGCUGUUGCCAUUCAUAACGGACCCAAAUGUCUCUAUACGAAUGGCACAACAGAGUCGUGGACCAACCCGUUUYUCAACGGUGACUACCUGAAUAACCACACCCUGUGGGAGGGCUGUAGAAAGCCUGAAGGCAUCGUGACCUGGCACCUGACUCUGUUCUCCAUGCUGCUGGUCAUGGGUCUGCUGCAGGUUGUGCUCUGUGCCAUCCAGGUCAUCAACGGUCUCAUCGGGGCCAUUUGUGGAGACUGCUGCGGCUGCUGUGGGGGGGAGUAGUGAUGAUGCAGUCUGAGGAUCCGUGAGCCCUUCAGAAGAAGACCGAAGACUUCUUAUAUCAACAACACUGACUGGCUUUCUAUGAGGUCCAUAUGAUUUUGUUAAAUAUUUGUAGAAAAAAUAUUUUAAAAAACGACCAUUUCCAACCUACCUAGCUUGACGGCCAUUUGCUUGGUGGUAGGUCUUAUGACAGCGGAGGACAUUUAAGAGCCACAUUAAGUAUUUCUAUUUUUCACUUUUUAAAUGGUAAUAUGUAAUUAAAUCAAACUUCUUAUUCAAUACGUUAAAAACAUGAAAGCACUUUCAACAUUUCAUAUUAUAAUUCCAUAUUAUGUACCUUAAAAGACAGAACACUUGGCAUCAAUUAAAUCUAUUAAAUAUUAGUCUCUGGGCUUAUUUAAAUUGCAAAUAAUUUUCAAUAUUCAAAAACACAUGAAAACCCCCUUCAUAGAGGUUUAUGACAGAGUGUGUGUACACUGUGGGCCACACCCGUGUCAGUCUUAUCAGAGAAGGCUUGUGGGUGUCAUUUUAUAACUUUAUUCUUGCUAGUUCCUGUUAAAUGGAGGGACAUGACGAGAUUCCCUCUGUGUCAAUGUUUACUGUAGCGUCACAGGGUUACUAAGGAGUCUGUCGUGUUGGGUUUUCAGCGACUUUAUGGUUGGCUCCGCUAUAUUAUACAAAACACACUGCAAUGUAGCUUUCUACAACCCUAUUUACAUAUAUAGAUGGUAGAACCUGAACAUUUACAUUCUUGUUAGAACAUUCACCCAGUACUCUCUGGAAAACAGAGGCAAUUGUUACCGAGUGGAUUAUCCUAGCUAAAUAAAUACAAAUUAAAUUAAACUUCCACUUUAUAAACAUUUCUCUGGGUAGAGCUAGUUGGCCUUGGUGGGAGGGGGGGGGGGGUGGGGUGUAAUUGGACUGCUCCCUAAUGUAUGGAGUGGAAUCAUGAAGGUGAUGGUAUGUUGUUUUGUAUACUAGCUUAUUUUACCUAGAGAGUAAUAAUGUUCGUAGGUCAUUUUUGGUUCCGUAUACGGUUGUGUGUGAUCUGUGGCUUGUUGUGAUAUCAGUGAUCAAGACUGAUCUUCUGUUAUAAAUGGCAUCAAUAAAAUAAAAAACACAAAGAUCCA
This is a messenger RNA of Salvelinus sp. IW2-2015, 1484 nucleotides long. RefSeq names its product transmembrane 4 L6 family member 4. Lineage: Eukaryota; Metazoa; Chordata; Actinopteri; Salmoniformes; Salmonidae. The record is from RefSeq and is a predicted model, not a curated record. Gene Ontology annotation, cellular component: membrane.